GGAGAUCUGCACACACUCGCACACACGAGGAGUGGGGGGGGGUUGAGCCGCCGCCGCCGCCGCCUUUGCCGCCGCCAGGGUAGAGUCGGGUCCGAGGCUGUAGCGGCGCCGCCGGGGUUUGUGUCUCUCUCCCCCUUUUCCCUCUUCCCUCGUCCCCCUUUCCCCAAGUCAGCGCGCCCCGCUCGCCCCCCAUCCCUGCCCCCUCCCCCAUUUCCCGCCCUCUCCUUUCCACACACACGGCCCCCCCACCCUCCCCGACCAUGGAUCCGGGCAGCGGCGGCGGCGGGAGCAGCAGCGGCAGCAGCAGCAGCGACUCGGCGCCCGACUGCUGGGACCAGGCGGACAUGGAAGCCCCAGGCCCCGGGGGCGCCCCUCCGGCCGCCACGGCCGCCGCGGCCGAGGCCCAGAACCUCAGCGCGGCCUUCAGCCGGCAGCUCAACGUCAACGCCAAGCCCUUCGUGCCCAACGUCCACGCCGCUGAGUUCGUGCCGUCCUUCUUGCGGGGCCCGGUCCAGCAGCCGCCGCCACCGCCGCCGCCCCCAGCCGGCGCCACUGCCGCCCAGGGAGACGGCACCGGAGCAGGAGGCCCCGCCGGCCCCAAGGCACCUGUGGAACCUUCUCAAGAAGAACAGUCAGUGUUGUAUGAAGGUUCAAAUUCAGCUGUUAGCAUGGAAGUUUCAGAACCUGUUGUAGAAAAUGGAGAGACAGAAAUGUCCCCAGAAGAAUCAUGGGAGCACAAAGAAGAACCUAGUGAAGCAGAGUCAGGGGGUGGCUCUUUGGGAGACGGAGGGCCUCCAGAGGAGAGUGUCCCAGAAAUGAUGAUGGAGGAAGAGGAAGAAAUACCCAAACCUAAAUCUGUGGUAGCACCACCAGGUGCACCCAAAAAAGAGCAUGUAAAUGUAGUAUUCAUUGGGCAUGUAGAUGCCGGUAAAUCAACUAUUGGAGGACAAAUAAUGUAUUUGACUGGGAUGGUUGACAAAAGAACACUUGAAAAAUAUGAACGAGAAGCUAAAGAAAAAAACAGAGAAACUUGGUACUUGUCAUGGGCCUUAGAUACAAAUCAGGAAGAACGAGACAAAGGUAAAACUGUGGAAGUGGGCCGUGCCUACUUUGAGACAGAAAAGAAGCACUUCACCAUCCUAGACGCUCCUGGGCACAAGAGUUUUGUCCCAAAUAUGAUUGGUGGUGCUUCCCAAGCUGAUCUGGCUGUGCUGGUAAUCUCUGCUCGGAAAGGAGAAUUUGAAACUGGAUUUGAAAAAGGAGGACAGACAAGAGAACAUGCCAUGUUGGCAAAAACAGCAGGUGUAAAACACUUAAUAGUGCUUAUUAACAAGAUGGAUGAUCCAACAGUAAAUUGGAGCAAUGAAAGAUAUGAAGAAUGUAAAGAAAAGUUGGUGCCAUUUUUGAAAAAAGUUGGCUUCAAUCCCAAAAAGGAUAUACACUUCAUGCCCUGCUCAGGAUUGACUGGUGCAAACCUUAAAGAGCAAUCAGAUUUCUGUCCUUGGUAUAUCGGGUUACCAUUUAUUCCAUAUCUGGAUAAUUUGCCAAACUUCAACAGAUCAGUUGAUGGACCAAUUAGGCUGCCAAUUGUGGAUAAAUACAAGGACAUGGGUACUGUGGUCCUGGGAAAGUUGGAAUCCGGCUCUAUUUGUAAAGGACAGCAGCUUGUGAUGAUGCCAAACAAGCACAAUGUGGAAGUUCUUGGAAUCCUUUCUGAUGAUGUAGAAACUGAUUCUGUAGCCCCAGGGGAAAACCUCAAGAUUAGACUGAAGGGAAUUGAAGAAGAAGAAAUUCUUCCAGGAUUCAUACUUUGUGAUCCUAAUAAUCUUUGUCAUUCUGGACGCACGUUUGAUGCCCAGAUAGUGAUUAUUGAGCACAAAUCUAUCAUCUGCCCAGGUUAUAAUGCGGUGCUGCACAUUCAUACCUGUAUCGAAGAAGUUGAGAUAACAGCCUUAAUCUGCUUGGUAGACAAAAAAUCAGGAGAAAAAAGUAAGACACGACCACGUUUUGUCAAACAAGAUCAAGUAUGCAUUGCCCGUUUAAGGACAGCAGGAACCAUCUGCCUUGAGACCUUCAAAGAUUUCCCUCAGAUGGGUCGUUUUACCUUAAGAGAUGAGGGGAAGACCAUUGCAAUUGGAAAAGUUCUGAAACUGGUUCCAGAGAAGGACUAAGCAUUUUUCUUGAUGACCCUGCACAAUACUGUGAGGAAAAUUGACUCUGCAAAAGCCUACUUCACACCGCCUUCUCUUAUUUUCUGCCCAUUGAUAAACUUCUCCCCAUAUUUUGCAAAGACAAAAUUCACAGCAAAAGUCCACAUUAUGUCAGCUUUCUCAUAUUGAGAGCUCUGCUAUGCCACUGUUGAAUUUCCCCCAAAGUUUUUUUUCCUCCUCCCAAAUUCUGCUUCCUUGGACAGAUUCGGCAAUAGCUUUGUAAGUGAUGUGGACAUAAUUGCCUACAAUAAUGAAAAACCUAAAGGAAUUUUUUAUUUUUAAUUUUCCCCUUAGGCAUAUUUAGACAUCUUUUUUCCAGGCAGAUCAUUCAGAGUGUGCGAGUGUGUGUGCACAUGUUACAAAGACAACUACCAUGUUAAUAAAAUAUUCAAUUUGAAAUCCUUUUCGGUAUUUGAAUUGCUUUUGAAUAAUGUUUUUUAUCUGGAUGUAACACUGUUGCAUUAGCUUUUUAACUUUCCAAGUAAUUGAAUACAUUUUAUUACUUGGACUUUUCUAAACUACCCCACCUACCCACUGUUUUAAAUGAGGCAUUUACAAACAACGUUCAAGGUUGUUAUUAAAGGAAAAAAAUUAAGUUUUCUCCCAUUCAGUGGUUAGUGCAUUCAUAAAACUAAAAUACGUUUGUUCAACUAUGACACUGCUAUGUUAGUUUUUAUUAUUUUCUGCCAAAAUUAAUAUUUAGGUUUGUUUACUUGAUUUCUUAAACAUUUUGAGUUGUUUUGAAAAGACAAAGAGCAUUCUGUGGUUUUGUAGGUAAAACAUAAUGAAAUUCUUCCCCUUUGUAAAAAUCUAGUAACUAGCAAAUCAGUGGAAUUCACAAAAAAGAAAACUUGCAAGUGGCAUGAAGUGCUUCUAUUAACAUUUAUAGAAGCUGCAUUGAGUUUGAAAACUGCAUCAGUGAAAAAUGCCAGUUUAUAAGUUACUCAGUUCAUUCUCUGUAUCGGUAACUUUGAAGGCUGGAUAAUUCUUGCUAUUUAAAGCUAAAUAUGAAUUAAGAAUAACAACUACCAAAUAUUUAUGAUGAUAAGAUUUUUCAUAUAUUGGAGUGAGAUAAGUAGAAUCGAACACAGUUAUGAUUUAAGAAAUUUGACCAUGAAAACCGAAUUUUCUAAUCUAAAAUUGAAAUUAUUUUUUGAUUGAGCCACAUGCCAGCAUUGUAGUUCUUUUUAGGUUGAAGCUUAACAAUCUACCAUAACUGUGACUUAAAUCAAAUUUAAGGGGAAUAAGAAAAGGGAAAGAAAAAUUUUAAAGUCCCUUAAUUUAAUUUUUAGCGUUUCCAUUUAUUGAAGAGUUGACUUUUAGAAUGUUAAUUUCCCCUAAUAUAAGAUACUAUGUAAUCAUGUAUUUAAAUAAUGGAGAGUCCCCUUCCUGUAACAUCCCUCAGAAAUGAAAAAGUAACAGUCAGUGACUGUAUUUCCAUUCACAAAAUUUAAAACUUAAGACAUUUUAACUCUUUCUGUUUCUUUGUAACUGUGGAACUCCCAUUCAUUUAACUUAAAAGGCUACAUUGUAUGGACAGAGCAAAAUUAUUGUCCUUCAGUUUCAUAUAAUUACACUUGUAGCUACCAUAAUGCAUGAAAUUUAAAUAAAUUUUAUUAUGUCUGCAAAUCUCUGGGCUUUUAUUUCUGGGAAAUCUGAGAGCUUUAAUUGAAAUUUAUUAGCUCUUUUGUACUGGCAAGUUAACAAGAGCAACAUACUAGCUUUUCUUGGAUUUCAGAAUCUAAAAGUUACAGAAUCAGUGAAAUUCUAUCCAAAGAUUAUUUUCCAUUUUUGAUUGAAUUUUUUAAUCAGAUGUUUGCUCUCAAAAUGUUUACACUUUCAAUAGCUGCUUGUUGCCAAGACUGUUAAAGAGAAUGAUACUAUGAAAGAUAUGCUAAUAGUUAACAGCUAUAUUUAAAAUCCAUUUUUGAAAAGUAUUUAGUAGAUUUUUCACAUUUAAGUAACAGACAUUAAAUUAAUUAUUCUACAAAAAUUAAAGCAUGGAUAAUUGACUGGAAUGUGUUUCAUAUGAAAACAUUCCAAUUUAGAGUUGGUAAAUUUUAAAGGUAGUCCCCUUUGAUUUUAGCUAAUAUUUUACACAGGGGACUUAAGAUUGUGAAGUGAUUUUUGUAGCAUGUGGAGAUUUGGCAGAUAGCCAUUUAGCCUUCUCUAAAUGCUGACCUGUCAUUCUCAAGUCUUUUGCAAUUUGCUUACAUAUUAAUGUUCAAGUGGCAAAGCAGUAGGGCAGUUGCCUAUGUGUUUAGGAUAUAACCUAAACAUUUUUAUGUCUUUAAUAAUAGAAGUAUUAGAUAAAUAAAUGAUUUUCCUUGAAAGUUCCUCAGAGAUUGCAUCUUUUUAUGUUAAAUAAAUAUGCUUCAUCAACUUUUCAUGCUAGAUCAUUUUGCAUAAGUUUUUAAUUGAUGCACUGAAUUUGGGUGAAGAAUGCAAAGGAAAAGAUUUCAUUUGUUUAGUUUUUGGAAUGUAGUACAACUGCUAGUUAUAAGUUUAUCAAUGUAAUGAGGUUUUCUAAAUAAUUGCCACCUUAUUUAUUUCAGUGGAGAAACAAAAAAAUGGCAUACUUACUGCUUUUAAUUUGAAAAGGACUUAUCCAGCCAUAAGAAUGGAAAUGUUUUGUAAAUUACAAUUUUAAAGAGUUGGACUUGAGUAUAUUGCCAUGAAAUAGACAUUAUCAAAUGAUAGAUGGUAUAAGCCCAUGUAUGUUUCCUUUUGAAAGUCUUGAUAAUGUAUAUGAUGAUUAAAUGCAAGAAUACCAUAAAUGUUCCUUAGAAAAGCCCAGGUUGUUCACUGUAACAUGAAACUAAUAUUUGUCUACUGGUAAAUGCUAUGAGAACUGCUCAUAUGGGACAAUAAAGACCAUAUUAAGUGAGCUGUUAUUGGCAAUAGCCACUCAAGUGGAGUACUUUCAGAUACUUUGGAUCAUAUUUGAAACCAAAUAAGGUUUGCUUCAAAAAAGUAUGGUAACCCUAACGUCCUGAAUGAACUUUUGAGGAAUUAGCUCUUCCACUGGUGAUCUACAGGAGCACUGGUUAUUUGGCUGGCAUCACUUCCUACAAGAUUUUUGAUGACUACUCCACAAAAGAGCACUCCAACAACUUUUCUCAGUGGCAAAGUCUUCCCGUUGAACAAGGCUACUUGGAUGAUGAUUCUACUGCUUUUGGUAGGGCUGUUAGGUGAUCAUGGUUUUAAAUGAAGUUGUCAAGUCCUCUUUAGUAUUUGGCAACUUUAAAACUGAAUUUUUAAUAGCUCUGGUUACAACACUAUAGUUCUGAUCACAUUGGCUAAUGUUAUAUUCAGCAUGGGCAGACAAUACCAGUGCAAACUGUCAUUAAUCCUCUCACAGACAUAUGUAAGGUAGAUAGUGGUCAAUCAGGGGUGGUGUUUUUUUUUUCUACUCUAGAAAUCUUGGCUUAGAUUUUCCUCUGCUGAUUUUUAAGUGAAACCUUGAUAUCUGAUAAAUAGGAUUUUCUUAUAGAAGUCACACCAUGGCAGUAACACAAUAGUCUAUGCAGUUCUAAGCAAUUCAGAACAUGUGAGAGUUGCAUUUUGUACUCCUUAUACAUUUCAGUAAAUAGAAGCUAUUACCCAAGAUUAUUUUCCAACAGAUUUUCAGAGUAGUUUCAAUUUGAAUCUGUUUACUAUUAUUAGCAUUCAAGUUGGCCAAAUAUUGAUGGAAUUUUGGUUCUAAGAUAUUGAAUUACUUUUCAGUAUCAUAGGACCUCACUGAGUCUUCCCUAUAUAUAUACACUUUUCAUGCACCUCUAAUUCUGUACUUCCUUGAAUCAUCAGUAUGCUAAAUGUUAUUGGUGCACUUAGGAAUUGAACACAAAACAGAAACAAAACACUACCGUGGGACUAAAGCCUUUCUUAUAUUCUGUAAUGAUAAUAGAACUGUUUCUUUCAUUAAGCUGAAGAUGCCAGAUUUGAGAGACCCAUGAGUGCCACCUUUUUUUUUUUUUUUUUUUUUUCUGGUCAUCUAGCAUUGGCCAUGUGUGCCUGCUAAAGCUUAAUAUUGAACUAUCAGGUUUGGAGAGAGCAGACAUGGAAUAAGACUAUUUUCCCUCUACCCUUAUUUAGCUUUAAUUUUCUAAACUAUUAGUUAGCCUAGUCAUUGGUAGAUGAAAAAGUUGUUUUGUUUCGAAUACUGCUGGCCAUAGGUUCUCACUACCUCCUUUUCUGCUAUCCAUGAAAGGGAAUACAUUUAUAUAUGUUAUAGCUUGUGAAUUCCUUGGGUAAUGAAAUUUCUUCCCUGUUAUCCAUAUACACAUUAAGUAGGAAUUGUGAGAAUUUAGUUGUUAAGAUAAUUACUUUUUUUCCUCAUGUAUGUUGUAUUUAGUAAAAAACAAAAAACAAAAAAACAAAAAAUAGGCUGUGCAUUACAGCCUUUAUUUUUAUGGAUGAGUACUGAAUACUUAUACACAUAGUGUAUUUUAUCAGAUAUUCAUUGGUAAUAAAUUGCCAAAUGUCUAUUCCCUCUCUGUUUUUAGUAAGACUUGAGUUUCUUCUGUUAGUUCCUACAAAAAACAAAACAAGAACCCUAGAAAUCUUUCAAGAUUUUCUAUGACUGAAUUUAUUUUCAAGUGGGGAGGAUAAAGGAACUGGUUACAGUAUUUUAAAAGCAAAGUCAAGUUAAGUGGGAAUUUUGGGGAUCCACAGUUAAAAUUCUUUUUUUUUCUAUAUGAUUUAUAGCUACCUACUGUGCCUAACAUGAUGCCUGUGUGAGGAUUACGCUUAGUCUGCUCUUGCGGCUAUUCAUAUGACAAAUAAAAAAAUUUGCCUUUGUAAUAACAAUAAAAAAUUGUCAUCUUCCCUUUUGAAGGAUUUGUCUCUUUGUUUAUAAUCACCUUCAUUGUACCAUACCAUAAGUGCAAAUGUCUAUGCUUCUGUACAUUCUUAAUUUAUUUUUGUAUUCCUUACUGUGCUUAGAAGCACCUACUAAGCAGUACUUUUUUUUUCUUUUAAGAAUGGGUCUUGUAAGUUUUGUUGUACCAAGAAAUAACAAAUUUGUGUGUUUUGGCUAUGCUUGCAUACCACGUGCAAGGCUUUUGACUGGCUUAUCUGACUAAAGCUUGCAAAGCAUAAAACAGCACUCCAGGAAGUUGGAAAUACUUAACAAUAUUAAUAAGUCAUUACAAUGUACAGUUUUUUUUUUUCUAUACUGUUUCAUUGGGAACUGUCAGUGAUUUAAUCAGUAGACCUAACAUGUACCUCAAUAUAUACUUUUUCACCAGGUAAUGCUCUAAUCUAUGAAAUUUCAAGAUUUUUUUAAUAUAGAGACCAAAUAGUAUUUUCCCUUUAUUCUGUACAAAAGCAAACUAUGAACUGAAGUAUAUACAAUGGUUAAACUUAUAAAUGACAGCAAAAUGUUUCUUUUUCCUUUUCUCAUAUCUAUUGGCUUUUUUUGUAAUCUCUACAACUAGAACUUUAGCUAAAAGAUGUUACUCCAAAUUUUGCAUGAGCAGAAUCCAAAUGUAUUUAUGGCACAAAAAAAAAUUUGAGAAAAAGAAGCUUUAGGCUUUUUUGAUUCUUAGAAUUUCAACGUAGAUAUAUAGUGACCAAAGGGAGUUGAAUUUUAUUGAGUUGUGAUUGCUAUGAAAGGUAACUUAAUUGGAUAAUUUUCCAACAACCAAUAUUAUGUUUCUGAUCUAAGUGGGCCCAGAGCCAACUAAAAAAAUGCGUUUGUCUUCAUUAACUAAAGGAAUGAUCUACAUUAUCUUUUGAUAUCAAGCCACAUCUAGGUGUUAUUGCAAGGUGGAUAGACUACUGUUGAGUAUAAGACCUUUGUCCUCAUUACUGUGUUUCUUUCCUAAGCAUAUGGUGUCCUUUUUUGAGAGAUCAUAGGUCUUUACAGGGGCAAGGCUGUAUGUCCACCUUUGUUGCUAUUUUUUUUUUUAAGAUGAAGGUGAUAAUCCCUAAUCUGGAAUACUUGAAGCAUUUAAAAAGUAUAAUAUUUAGAUCCUGGGCAGGGUGUUGUUUAUUUUACUUCAUUAAUCCCUUUGUUUUUAGUUAUGGCAUUAUUUUAAGCACAUUACCAUUGGAUGAUAUGGUGAUAUGUGGACAAUUUAAAUAAAAUCUGUUUGGACUACUGUA
This is a messenger RNA of Sarcophilus harrisii (Tasmanian devil), 8318 nucleotides long. RefSeq names its product G1 to S phase transition 1 (gene GSPT1). The transcript has 15 exons. Gene Ontology annotation, molecular function: GTP binding; translation release factor activity; GTPase activity. The record is from RefSeq and is a predicted model, not a curated record. The coding region runs from base 261 to 2171 and encodes 636 amino acids. Gene Ontology annotation, biological process: translation. Lineage: Eukaryota; Metazoa; Chordata; Mammalia; Dasyuromorphia; Dasyuridae. Gene Ontology annotation, cellular component: translation release factor complex.